Molecule: messenger RNA, 885 nt
Organism: Orussus abietinus
Lineage: Eukaryota; Metazoa; Arthropoda; Insecta; Hymenoptera; Orussidae
Exons: 5
Coding region: 315-869 (184 amino acids)
Source: RefSeq, a predicted model, not a curated record
GUCGUAGAAGUUAAGCUAGAAAAUCAAUUCACAGUCUACUUCUUUCCGGGUGUACAUAACCUAAAUUCACUCGCUCGAUAUUAAUCAGUUAUUAUACUUUCUCUCUGUAUAAUUUAUUUAUACUUUAUUUUCAAAAAUACAUGAAUGCGUUUUAAAUUCUUUACGAUGCUCGUGUUAUUUGUACUAUUCUUGAAUGCCUGAAUGAAUUAACAAUCAAUGAAUUGGAUUCACUUUGGGGACAUACAAAAUCUGCUUAACUAAGAAACCAGAUACAAGGGCUCUGUGGACAAUACUUUUUAUUAUAGUUCCUGUAAAUGAAACGUGCGUGUAUUAUGGAGGAUUCAAUUGACAAUGUUCCUAAUAAAGUAUCUUGUUUCAUGCAUGACAGACCUAUACAAGAGAUAACAUCAAUAAAUACAAUUUCAAUUAACAAGAAUAAUUCAAAUGAUUUGCUUCAGUUGGCAAUGGAAAUACAAAAAGCUGAUAAUUGUAUCAAAGCAAAUGCAUGUAAUAAGCUAAGUGUCAUAGCAGAGCAAAUGAGAUUCCUACACAAACAAGCUCAUGACAUCUUAUCCGAAGUGAAAGUCAAUACAAUAUUACAUCAUGCUGCUUGUAACUUCAUAAAACAUCCAGGUCAUAUCUACCACUUGUACCAGAAAAGAUCUGGGUCAUUAUACUUCUCCAUGCUAAGUCCAGAGGAAUGGGGCAACUUUGUUACGUCACAAGUUUAUAAGGGCUCUUUCAGAUUAGAACAUGACCAUUCCUGGACUCCGUUAAAUAAUAUUAAGAACAAGGACGAUGAACAGUCUAUGUUUGACAAACUUCUUAAAUCAAAUGACACGUCAGCAAUUAAUAUGAUAUGUAAAUAAAUCUGUACAUUGAUAA